AUGGAAGAUUUGCAUUGGGAUAAUAUUAAUGCAAUUCCAUUUGAUUGUGAUCAAUGGGAUAAUGAUGCGUUAUGCCUAAGUGCAGAAGAAGACGAAAUCAUCAUAUCCAGCUUUAUGAACAAGGGCGGCGUCAAAUCGUCGCAAAAACCCGAAGCUUCUGUCGCAAAAGAAGUAAAGGCGGCGGCGGCGGCGGAGUUGGAGGAGAAACAGUACGUGGGGGUACGGAAGCGGGCGUGGGGGAAAUACGCGGCGGAGAUACGAGAUUCGACGAGGAACGGAAUGAGAGUGUGGCUUGGGACCUUCGACAGCGCCGAGGAUGCCGCAUUGGCUUACGACCAAGCCGCAUUCUUGAUCCGAGGCCCCUCAACCUACCUGAAUUUCCCGUCGGAGAGAGUCCGGAAAUCUCUACAGGAAAUCAAGUGCAGCUGCAAGUCUGGGUCGUCGCCGGUUGAUGCCCUAAAGGAGAACAACAAGAAGCGAUCAUCAUCAUGUAGCAACUCCACAAGAUUCGAUGGUACGAGGACGACGAAAAGAUCAGUUAAGAAAAACAGUAGUAGUAGUAGUCAUGUUGUGGUGUUUGAGGAUUUGGGUCCUGAGCUCUUGGAUGAGCUUUUGUCCCAAAGUUCAGAUUCUACCACCUGCAAUCACCACUCCAGUAGACGCUAGAUCCAC
This is a messenger RNA of Ipomoea nil (Japanese morning glory), 672 nucleotides long. RefSeq names its product ethylene-responsive transcription factor 1B-like. NCBI's taxonomy places the organism in Eukaryota, Viridiplantae, Streptophyta, Magnoliopsida, Solanales, Convolvulaceae. Gene Ontology annotation, molecular function: DNA binding; DNA-binding transcription factor activity. The coding region runs from base 1 to 666 and encodes 221 amino acids. The record is from RefSeq and is a predicted model, not a curated record. Gene Ontology annotation, biological process: ethylene-activated signaling pathway; regulation of DNA-templated transcription. The transcript has a single exon.